AUGUCGCAACGACAGCAACAACGAAGCGCACCAGCGCCCUCACAAACACAAACUGAAACCCCAACACAAACACCAGAGACGAGAGAACAGGCUCCCCAGAUUUUGCGACUCCGGGGUGCGCAUACCUCCAACGGACGAUCUGUGCAGUGGGCAGAGGAUGUAGUGGACAACGAAGGGUUAGGGCGCAAGAGUUCAAAAGUGUGCUGUAUUUACCACAAGCCCAAGGCUGUCGACGAGUCCAGCGACGAGUCUUCUUCAGAUUCCGACUCCGACUCGGGGUCUGAUCGCGACGGUGCACAACCAGCAGGUGGCAAGCGUCAAGGCUGCGGUCAUGGACAUGGGCAUAAUCACGGACGAGGACGAGGAAGCGGAAAGGGCAAAGAGAAGAGAGCACCAAGCCCAAAUGCGUACGAGAAAGUUCCCAAGCCGAAACCCAAGGAUGGAUCGUCGGAAACCAAGCCUUAG
Fusarium pseudograminearum CS3096 is the source of this 465-nucleotide messenger RNA. RefSeq lists its product as uncharacterized. NCBI's taxonomy places the organism in Eukaryota, Fungi, Ascomycota, Sordariomycetes, Hypocreales, Nectriaceae. Gene Ontology annotation, molecular function: protein serine/threonine phosphatase inhibitor activity; protein phosphatase 1 binding. The transcript has 2 exons. Bases 1 to 465 code for a protein of 154 amino acids. The record is from RefSeq and is a predicted model, not a curated record. Gene Ontology annotation, cellular component: nucleus.